Messenger RNA from Dichotomopilus funicola, 5742 nucleotides. RefSeq lists its product as uncharacterized. Gene Ontology annotation, cellular component: nuclear pore inner ring. Gene Ontology annotation, molecular function: structural constituent of nuclear pore. The record is from RefSeq and is a predicted model, not a curated record. The transcript has 3 exons. Gene Ontology annotation, biological process: RNA export from nucleus; protein import into nucleus. NCBI's taxonomy places the organism in Eukaryota, Fungi, Ascomycota, Sordariomycetes, Sordariales, Chaetomiaceae. Bases 1 to 5742 code for a protein of 1913 amino acids.
AUGGCCACCCUGACCGAUAGAACCUACUUACCGCCGCUCGAGGAGUGCCUGAGCGGCGGCCGACUCGUCCUCUCGUGGAGACUCAUCGCUAUCGCUCUCGAGAGCCAGGCGUGCGACCAACUCAACAGCGCUGCCCUAUCCGCCUUUCUCCGAGAUGGCUACGUCCACCAGCUCCUCCGAGAGCCAUCCACCACGUUUUCACCACCAACAAACCAAACCAAGCUCGACUUCGAGACCAAGACGGGCGCCAUCAACGUCGUGCCGUCGCCCGCCGACCCCUACAGCCUCGACACCUUUAAGGAUGAUGCACGGUGGCUGAGCAAGCAUGCCGACAUCAACGAGGUCGCGGCCCUGCGUGUCGUGCUGAUCGAGUACCAGUCGCGCGCGCGCAACCACCUCACAGGUCCGCUUUCUGCCCAGGAUGUGGCCAACAUCCAGGAGGCCGCCGGCGUGGGAGACGGGCAGACCUCGGCCGUCAUGGCGCUGCUCGACACCACCGCUACUGCUGCUGCCGACGCCGAGUCCCUCUGGGCUGAUUUUGAAAGUGACCACGCCCGCCGCGGUCGCCUGCUGGACACGUACCUCUCCGAGCGCCGGUUUUUCGUCGCUGCGGUCGACUCCCUGCUCGCUCUGCUGCUGCACUCGGGGGCAGGCUCUGAUCUCGACGGCUUACGCGACGGGAUUCUGCUCGACGCUUUCGGAUUUGACGAGCAGGCUACCGACGUCUCGGCGCGGCUCAACGCCCUCGCUCCUACGUACAUGGGCGUUCUGCAAGACUGCUGCGUGCGCGCCCAGAGCGGGCCGAAAUCCUCCUCGUGCCAGGCCCCCCAGAUGGCGACGGAGGAAUUCGCAGCGGAUUGGGUUAGGACGGCGCUUAGCGAAGCUAUCCACGCGGCCUCGGUGGUAUUCCAGAUCCUCGACCUCAAGUCGUCCCAGUUCGCGCCGCCGGAACUCGUGACCAAGUGGUUCGCGUUGAUGGACCUUUGCGAGUUCUUGACGCCGAUUGGGGGUGACCACCCGCUACUCACUGAGCUACUGCCGCCGCUUCAUAGCCUUGUCUCGGCUAUUUCGUUGAAGCUUCUCAACAUCGACCGGUCGCUUUUGUACCUCGACCAGGACGUCGACCUACUAGAAGACGAGGACCCGUACCUAGCUUCAUCCGACGCCCUCACACAGAUCCACACCACCAUCACGGCGGCCGCGGGCGCGGACCUGAUGACCGCCAUGCCAGUCGUCUUCGCCUGGUCGCUCAUCCUCCAUCAAAUGCACGUCGGGUAUCAGGAGCGGGCCGAGCGCCGGGAUCUACUGCAGAACCAGCGGGCGCAGGCCGGGUUCGAGCUGGAGUACGAGCCGUCGGGUAGGCAGCGACGGAAUUCGGCGGGCAGCAUCGUAUCCAUCGAGGCGUCCUCGUACGACGUGUUUCUGGCGUCGCAGCAGCUGGAGCGCAACAUCGAGCCGGCCGAGAAUAUGGCCCGAGUCGCGACCGCGGGAGGGCGUGUGUUUGACCUGAUGUCUGAGAUGGCUGUCUGUCUCGGCUCGAGUCAGGCCGCGGCGUUCCGCCCAGUACUGGGAGCCCGCGCGCGUCUGGUAUUCCAGGACCUGCUUAAGCGCAGCUUCCACUACGUGGGCUACCAGUCGGAACCGGUCUCGUGUCUGAUCUCUGUUCUCUCGGGAGGAAGCCAAUACUGGGACAUCGCUACGGCUACGGCUACUGCUACUGUCAGGGCCAGCCUGGAGAUUUACACCCGCAUGCUCAGCGACGACACACUUAACAGCCAGUACACGGCACAGGCCCGCAACCGGUUUCCCUACGAGUUCCUCCCGUUCGCUUCGCUGUGCCGCAUUUUGGCGGGAGCGUUAACAUCCGACCGCGAAACCUCGGACGUGAUCACCUCGCUGCUGACCCGGACGCCUAGUCUCACGGUGCAGUGGGACACCCGCUGGGACCGGUCGUACGAGCUGGUGUUUGAGGAGGAAAACACAAAUUCGUUCCGGCUGAUCCGGGACAUCGACCUCUUUGCCGAUGCCACAGCCAACUCGACGGCAGCGGAAUACCGGAGGACCUCGGCCGAUGAGCGGUGCACGAUCCCGAGCGGGACGUACGGCCGGUUUGUGACGGAUGUUGGGCGGGUGGCCAAGCUCGAUUUCGAGCACUCGGCACUCGCUGUGCUGGGGAAACGGAUUGAGGCUAGCUUAGGCGAGCGGGCGCAUGGUCAACAUCAUCGUGGAAAUGGGGGGCUGGGGCCGCUGGGUAUUGAGGAGCUCGCUGAGGGGGUUGCGCUGCUGGCGACGGUGCUGCGUGCGGCGUACAUUCAAGGUUCAUCCGACUCGUCUUCGACUUCGGCCUCGGGUUCCUCUUCCCCUCCCCGGACAUCAGCAGCCUCCGACAGGGCCUUGAGCAUCCUCGACGAAGCCAGCCGGCUACUUCCCCGAGGCAAAGACAUCCUCGGCACCAUCGCCGACACCGUGGACGGGCUCGCAGAGCAGGACGUGGCCGAGCUCGACGGCCCUAGCAUCGCGGCGCUAUCGUCGUGUCUGCAGUUCCUGCACGCCGCACUGCCCGUGUGUCCCGGGCGAGUGUGGGCGUACAUGGCGCGGUGCGCGCUGGUCAACCGUGAUACGCGGACGGGUCGGCUGGUGCGUAUUACCGCGCAGCUGGAUCUGUUUGCGGAACGGUAUGAUCUGUUGGUGUCGGCCGCGCAGUUGUUUUCGGCGCUGGUGGAGAGUGCCAUGACGAGUGCGGUGCAAAGGCGGACUUUGGGGAGUACUGCCAAUGGCAAGGGAUCGACAACAACAAAAGGGGCAGCAGCUGGAACAGUAGCGGUAGUUGACAGGUCAGAAAAGAACCCGUGGCUCGGAGCAUCAGAUAAGAUGAUCUCGCGCGUGGCGCUCUCAGUCGCCGAGGCGUGUCUCGACAUCUUCGAGAGCUCAGCCACCUGGCGGCUGCCGUCCGAGGCCGAUCGCAGCGCGCUGAUCCGCGAUAUCGUGGGGGUCAUGGACAAGCUGGUGUCGUAUACCUACGGCGUGGGCGCGGACAACACCAACGAUGAUGAGGCAAAGACCAAGAGUUUGGCCGCACCGCUCGUGCAGGCGACUGGGCUGGUGGUGGACAGUUUCCUCGCGACGUCGUCUAGCUCUGGCGCGUUACGGUUCCAGCCGCUGUUGGCGACGUUUUUGGCGGCUUUUCAACUGCCCGACUCGACGACGUUGUACCAGCGACGGGCGCGUGUGGUUUCGGAGCGGCUGACGACUGUGCUCGGGUUUGUGACGACGCUUUUGCGCGUCGCUGGGGCCGACAAAACCAAGACAGCUUCGGUAGCUGUCCUCCAAGCGCAACUCUUCCAGUCGGCCUCGGUCAUCGCCCGCCUGCCCGCUGUGCGCCACGCCUUCCGAUCACCGGCGCUCUCACUGCUCAGCGCGCUGGUGGAAAGCGCCGGACGCAGCCCCGGCGAGCCACCAUCGCUGCUGGGCUACCUGGGCCCGCCGGUAUCGCGGUCCUUUUUACAGAUCGCUGCCGCGCUCGACAAGCCGUUUGACCGCACGCCAGAAGCGGCGCAUACCUGGCGGUUCUUCUCAACGAUCCUGCGGAACCGCCAGCCGUGGAUGGCCAACUGCUUGCUGACGGGCAAGACGCCGAGGGAAGCGCUGGGGUCGACCAACGGGAACGAAUUGAAGUCAGCCAAGAUCUCGCAGCUCUCAGCGGGUUCCUCGGUGCUUGCCACGGCCCUCGACAAGCUCCGCGUACUACGCCAGCUGCCGAGCCAAGAGAGCCUGGCCGUGCUGGACUUCUUCACGUCCGCGCAGAAUUACUGGCCGUGGACCAUCUUCGCGACACAGCAGGACACCGCCUUCCUCCAGGAACUGCGGGCGUACGUGCGCGAUCUCAAGGCUCCAUCUGUCGUUUCCAAGGCGGGCGCCAAAGCCGCCGAGGACGCCUGCUACCAGGCCCGCAUCGCGGCGUAUAUCGCCGAGACGUUCGCCAUGCAGCUGUAUCAUCUCCGACAGAUGCGCCAGGCGCAGAGUUUUGCCGUCGACGUCGUCAACGAUCUGGACUAUUUCCUGCGUGACGCUGUGGCUGUGGCGGAUUACAAUGCUUCGCUACAUGCGAAUUUGGCGCGGAACUUUGCAAAUCGAUACCCCGGGUGUUCGGUGGAUGGGUUUCGCCGGACGCUGUUGUUGGCGCCGAGGCCGCUGGGGCCGGGGUAUUAUUAUGCGCUGGAUGUUGCGGAGGCUGCGCUGCGGCAUGAUGCUGCGUGGGUUGGGGGGGCUAGGGGGGAGGGGUUUAGGAGGGAGAUGGAGACGGCGAAUGUGAAUUUGUCGUUGGUUGAGGCUGAGGUGUCCCUCUUCCACGCGUGGGAGUACCUCCUCCUCGAGCUCAGCGCCUGCUUGCUGCCCAAACACCAGGCCGUAGCCCGGCAGAUGCUGCAGGUGGCCGGCCAGUGCCUCGAGGCCAACCAGCGCCCGCAGCCCCCCGAGCAUGUCUUUGUGGUCCUGGCUGGUUCUCGCGCUAACCUCGCUCUGACCCUGCUGCGUCGCCUGGCCGACUGCUCGUUGCUGCUGCCCCAGGACAUGGGCCAUCUGCUGUCGCUUGUCACGGCCGCGAUUCACAGUGUUGAGAACCCGUGGGGUGAGGGGCAGAUUGGGUAUUUUAGGACGCUGUUGAAGAUGUUGUUUGUGGUGUUGCGGGGGGCUAAGAAUUCUCCGAGUUCUACGGGUAAUACGAACGGUAGCAGCACCGGCACGAACCCCAGCACGCCUAAGUCCGGCGAAAGCCCCGUCGCCGUCUCCCAGCUAGUCCUCGCCACCCUCGACCGCGUCGUCGCCCGCUCCUUCCGGGACCUCGCCGCCCUGGUCCACGAACCCUCGGCGCCUACGACACCAGAAGACCUGGCCCUCGUCACCGCCAUCCUCCAAGCCUGCCUCAGCGUCCCCGGCAUCGAGCAAUGCCACGUGCAGAUCCUCAACAUCAUGGCCUCCCACGACAUCCUACACGUCGCCACCUCGCUCUUCUCCUGGUCCGACCGCCUCGCCGAUUCCGUCCCCGGCCACCACGGCGACCCCGUCUACGGCGAGCUCGCCGUGCUCUUACUCCGCGAACUAUCCGCCCUGCCUGCCUUGGCUGAACAACUCGCCUGCGAUGGUUUACUCGGACACCUCACCUCGGCUAACAUCGCCGGAUACCUCCGCCGCGCCCACGUCGACCCCCUAACCGACAACCCCGGCGCCGCGCGCUGCUACGCCAUCUGGGCUAAAGGCUUCCUCCCUUUACUCCUCAACCUCCUCGACGCGCUUGGUCCAACCAUCGCCCCCGAAGUCGCCUUCGUCCUCAACCAGUUUCCCAACCUCCUCCGUUCCUCAGCCGACCGCCUCGAGGCCCCCGGUCUCAGCCGGACUUCUACAAAUAACAACGCCCAUUUCCUGACACUGAUCGGCGUCUCCGAAGUGCACUCCCUAGCUUUACUCACCGGUGUGUUGGGCGCGUUGAGAGCGGCGAAUACGAGGGAUAUACCCGAGGUGGUGUGGGAUGGGGGGUUUGUGUUGGAGAGUGUGGAGUUUUGGUUGGCGAGUCGGAAGGUGUUACGGGAGAGGUUGUUGCCGUUGGGGGCGAGGGAGAUGGAGUGGCGGGGGGCGGGGCCGAUGGGGGGUGUUGGGGCUGCUGGAGGGAGUGAGACGAGGUUGGAGGAGAAGGUUGUUGGGUUGUUGGAGGGGAUUCGGGAUGUUUUGGUUGAGGGGAGGGAGUGA